UGUUGCCAUCAGCAAGUGCUUCCCAAGCGGCAUCAGGCUGGUCUGCCACCGCUUUGCGCUGUUUUAAUCUCUUGGGGUCUCCUUCAAGUGUUCCAGUCAUGGCUUCCAUGAUACCUUGCCAUAAGAAGAAGCAUGUGACCCAAGUCAAAACUGAUUUUGCCUAUCAUCACAAACAUGUUGUCAAGCAGCAGCAUACGGAGAGGAAAUCAAGCUCUCAUUCGCUGAGUCAGGUGCACGGCCACGCCACAGAGGCCAUGGCGGAACCAGCCUAUACUAUACCCUUGUUCCGGCAGAGGACUGCGGAGGAAACUGAGGAGUACCAAAGAGUGUCCAAUAAUGUUGGGAAAGGACUGGUUGUAAUUCAGGAGGAGCUCCACAGGAUGAGGAUGGCCACAAAGGCGCAAGUGGAAAGUCUUGCUAUCAAAAAGGAGGUUAGGGAUAUGAUGACGAAGAGGGUGGAAUUGUUGGAUGAUCACCACAAAAUGCCAGACUUCUUGUUGGCCCUGCGACCCCACACUGUGUGGGAGAAAACUCCCAUCAAGCUUUUCUGCACUGUGGAGGGACACCCCAGGCCCAUCGUCAAGUGGUAUAAAGGAGGAGUGCCGGUCGACCCCCUGAGUGCCCCAGGAAAGUACAAGAUUGAGAGCAAGUAUGGAGUCCACAGUUUGAUCAUUAGCAGGUGUGUAGUGAGUGACACAGCAGAGUACAGCGCCGUGGCAACCAACCAGCAUGGCACGGCCACCAGCAAGGCUAAAGUUGUUGUGAAGAGACCUGGAGGCACUGGAGAGUCCUCCCAUCUCGGCCUAGUGCCCCAUCUGACUGAGAUCCAUCACAGUAAGCUGGAGGUCACGCUGCUCGACCAGUUCCCCGUCAGUUUUGGAGUGGAGGGCACGUCCAUCAAGCUGGUUUGCACCAUGGUGGUCGUCCCUGACCUCCCUAACGUCCCACCGCUCGCCCAGUGGUACAGAGAUGAUCAUUUACUGAAACCAAGUAAGCUGGCAGAGAUGUCGGUGGGCGGCGGAGCAGCCGUUCUGAGUCUGCCUCACCUGGCCAAGGACGACGAGGGUCUGUACACGCUCCGUAUCUUCACCAAGGACGGCACGGCCGAGCACAGCGCCUACCUGUUCGUCUCAGACGCUGCUCCCUCCGUAGCCGGAGCUCCUGGAGCUCCAAUGAGCGUCAAGGCGUAUGACAUCAACUCGGAUUAUGUCCUGGUUGCCUGGAAACCUCCUAAUACAGUCAAUGAGGCGCCAAUCACCGGAUACUUCGUGGAUCGGUGUGAAUCCGGCCACGACACCUGGGUCCAGUGCAACGACGCCCCGGUGAAGGUGUGUAAAUACCCGGUGCACGGCCUCAGCCUCGGCCACUCCUACCACUUCAGGGUGAGAGCCGUGAACAGCGCCGGCAUCAGCAGGGCCUCCCGCAAGUCGGACAAGGUCACUGCCCUGGACGCCGUGGAGAACGAGAGGCUGCAAGUGGUUAAAAUUGAAGGAAGGCAUGACAUAGUGAUCAAGGAAGACGAGCUGGAAGGCUACGUAACCGUCCCCGGCGAGCCCACAGAUGUGCAUGCAUCUGAGAUUUUCAAAUCCUAUGUGGUGCUGAGCUGGACGCCCCCGCGCCCUCGUGGCCGCGCGCCGAUGUGGUUCGCCAUCGAGAAGUGCAUAGCAGGCACUGGAGCAUGGCAGCAGAUCAUCGCAGCAGUCAAACCGCACUCCCCUCGUUAUCCAGUAUUUGAUUUGCAAGAUGGGCAAAAGUACCAGUUCCGAGUGUAUUCGGUCAACAUGUACGGCUCCAGCGAGGCCUCGGCGCCCUCUGAGCCCAUCCAAAAGCUUGACCGAGAUGGUACUGAGCUGUGGGUCGGCGUGCCGUCUGCUCCCGGUCAGGUCGUCGCCACCAGGAACACCAAGUCGUCCGUGUUCGUGCAGUGGGAAACUCCCGCGCAUCAGAAGAAUCUCCUGGGAUAUUACAUCGAUGGCCGCGUUGCUGGAUCCAAGGACUGGUUCCCCUGCAACCACAAACCCUUCAGACACAACAGGUUUGUGGUCCAUGGCCUGAUCCCGGGGGAGACCUACACCUUCCGCGUCCAAGCGGUCAACGCCUUCGGCCUCAGUGAGGAGUCCCAGGAGUCGUCUCCCCUCUCCGUGGAGCCGGCCCUCGGCAAAGGGGUAGAGUAUGCCACCCCCAGUUCUCCGUACGGCAUCACCAUGCUGAACUCUGACGGCUCCUCCAUCACCGUGGCCUGGAGGACCCCCAAGCACUGCGGCGGCUCCAAGGUCAACGCCUACUACAUCGACAAGCGCGACGCCGACACCCUGGUGUGGAAGGAGGUCAACAUGUCCGGCGUCACAGACCGAGUCUGCACUGUGGACCAUCUGACAGACGGAACGUUUUACGAGUUCAGGAUCCAGGCCGGGAACAUGGCUGGUGUCGGCCUGCCGUCAGCUCCCAGCGCCCCCAUGAAAUGUCAUGCUUGGACCAUGCACGAGCCAGGCCCAGCCUACGACCUGCACUUCAGCGAGGUGAGGAGUCACUCCCUGGUCCUGCUGUGGAAGGCUCCACUUUACACGGGAGCCAGCGCCGUCACCGGAUACUUGGUGGACAUGGCCAAGAAAGGCUCAUCAGAGUUUGUUACUCUGACUCAUGAAGCUGUGAGCCAUCGUUACCUGCAGGUCCAUGAUCUGCACGAAGGUGAAAACUACGUGUUCAGAGUUCGUGCUGCCAAUGCGAGCGGUGUUGGAAAGCCUUCCCAGCUGUCCGACCCCGUCUGUGCCAAGGCUCUCCCAGGCACUAAGGAGAUCGUGGCUGGCGUGGAUGAAGAGACUGGAGACAUCUUUCUGUCUUUUGAGGCCUGCGAGAUCUGCGAGACGUCCAAGUUUGUGUGGUCUAAGAACUACAAGCCGGUGGGCGACUGCCCCAGGGUCACCGCCUCCACCAAGGGCAGGACUUCCAGACUUACGUUCACCAACCCUGAUAAGGAUGACCUGGGAAAAUACUCUGCGGUGGUCACGGACACAGAUGGAGUUUCCAGCAGCCACACUCUGACCGAGGACGCCUUGAACACGAUGCUUGAGCUCAGCUACAACAUCAGGAAUCCAGUCGUGCCCCUGAAACACGGCCUCAACUACGAGGUUCUGGAGAAAGGUCACGUGCGUUUCUGGGUGCAGGCCAUCAAACUGUCCCCGUCCGUGUCCUACAGGUUCAUCGUUAACAACAAAGAGGUCACCAGUGGGGAGGGUCAUAAAAUCAGCCACGACGUGGCGACAGGAAUCAUCCAGAUGACGGUGGAUCUUUUCACCAGGGACAACGAGGGCACGUACACCGUCCAGAUCCAUGACGGCAAAGCCAAGGCCCAGAGCUCCCUGGUCCUGGUGGGAGAUGUGUUCAAGGCUGCCCUGAAGGAGGCCGAGUUUCAGAGGAAAGAGCACAUUAGGAAGCAGGGUCCACAUUUCUCCGAGUAUCUGUCUUUCACUGUGGCUGAGGAUUGCACCGUUAUGCUUGUGUGCAAGGUGGCUAAUGUGAAGAAGGAGACUUCUUUCCACUGGUACAAAGAGGAUGAAGAGGUUGUUCCAGAGACUCCCCCCAACGUCAUGUCUGGAGCCGUCGCUCUUCCUCUCCCUCUGUUCUCCAGGAAGGAUCAUGGUGUGUUCAAGGCUGUACUCAGCGACGACAGAGGAAAAGACACGUCUGUGUACGACAUCUCAGGCCAAGCGUUUGAUGACAUCAUCAAUGCCAUUGCCCACAUUGCUGGUGCGUCGGCCUCUGACCUGGUGCUGCAGUGCACGCCCGAGGGCAUCCGGCUCCAGUGCUACAUGAACUACUACACGGAGGAGAUGAGGACCGCCUGGAAGCACAAGGACAGUAAGAUUGCUUCCUCUGAGAAGAUGAGGAUCGGGGGCACGGCGGAGAUGGCCUGGAUGCAGAUCUGCGACCCCUCGGACAAGGAGAAAGGUCACUACUCCAUCGAGAUCUCAGACGGCGUCUCCACCUACACCAAGACCUUCGACCUCUCUGGACAGGCAUACACUGAUGCCUAUGAGGAGUACCUAAGACUUAAGGCAGCUGCAUUUGCCGAGAAGAACCGCGGCAGAGUGGUCGGGGGUUUGCCUGACGUGGUCACCAUCAUGGAGGAGAAGUCCCUGAGCCUGACCUGCACCGUGUGGGGCGAGCCCACCCCCGAGGUCACCUGGCUGAAGAACGAGCAGGAGGUCACCUCCAACGACCACACCAAGGUGGUGUUCGAAGGCGGCAAGUUCGCCAGCCUGGUCAUCAACAAGGUGACUCCGGACGACUCCGGCAAGUACAGCAUCAACGUCCGGAACAAGUACGGCGGCGAGUUCGUGGAGAUCACCGUCAGCGUGUACAAGCACGGAGAGCAGAUCCCCGAGGCCAAGCACGCCAGACCGGCCCCGGCGGCCACCACGCCCGUGCCGGCCAAGACCCCCACCCCCACCCCCAAGUCCCCCACCCCCACCCCCAGGCACUCCGUGAAGAGCCCCACUCCGGCCUCCACCCCAGUCCCCAAGUCCCCCACCCCCACUCCCAAGUCCCCCACUCCCAGGUCCCCGGCCCCCAAGUCUCCCACUCCGUCCCGCGGCGUCAAGUCUCCAACGAUGUCUCCGACGCCCAGGUUCAUGAAGUCCCCGACCCCCCCCAGGAAGUAGGGGGUGGGGGUUCUGGUGCCUGGGAGCACAGCGUUGGCUGCAAGCAGCGUUUAUUUAUCGCACGAGUGUGAAACCGUCUGUAGUUGCAGACAUCGGUAGAGUCCCGCCCCCCACCCCUCCCCCGGCUGCACACCCACUCUCAGUGACCGGGCUGAUUAGCAAUCACACGUCCCUGAACAUCUCAGUUUCACUUCGUACACAAGUGGGAGGAGGAAACAAGAAAAACAUAGAAUACUAUUUAGAAUCGUGCUGGAUGUUUUAAAAGCUGAACCUUCCACUAAGCAGCGUUGGUGGAACGCCUGUGUCUUAUUUCCUGCAUGUCAAAGCAUAUUUAUGGUUUAUUACAGUUAGUGUGACUUCUGUUUAGACGGGUGGUGUCGUAGAACCAGAACCUGGUCCUUCUGGACCGUCACCCUCUGAGACUGAAACACAAACACAAAGGUGAUAAAUAUGAGAUGUAAAAGUUACAGUAACCUCCCAAGCUGCACACAUGACCCGGGUUGUAGUAAACCAGAAUUUCUGGAUGACCUGGUGUUUUCAGCGAGAGAGCUGGGGUAAUGGUAUGAUUCAGAAACUGCCUUCACACAUGCCAGAUCACUUUUAAUGUUCCUCCUUGGUUUCUAGGUGUUAUUCUAUGUGAAUCUUAUUGUUCUGGUGUCAUGAUGAAGCCAGUCCCUGCGGCGGUGAAGAGAAACAACCUCUUCCCUCCGUCGUGUCUGUGCCUGAGAGCUUCACCUGUCUGUGGCUCCUUGUCUUUUCCCCUCUGGUGCUUUGUGAUGGCAAUAAACGUUCUUCAUCAA
Cololabis saira (Pacific saury) is the source of this 5461-nucleotide messenger RNA. RefSeq names its product myomesin 2a (gene myom2a). The transcript has 39 exons. The record is from RefSeq and is a predicted model, not a curated record. Gene Ontology annotation, molecular function: protein binding. NCBI's taxonomy places the organism in Eukaryota, Metazoa, Chordata, Actinopteri, Beloniformes, Belonidae. Bases 99 to 4661 code for a protein of 1520 amino acids.